Chelmon rostratus (copperband butterflyfish) is the source of this 3699-nucleotide messenger RNA. It is a transcript of the gene acad11, whose product is annotated as acyl-CoA dehydrogenase family, member 11. Lineage: Eukaryota; Metazoa; Chordata; Actinopteri; Chaetodontiformes; Chaetodontidae. Gene Ontology annotation, molecular function: oxidoreductase activity, acting on the CH-CH group of donors; flavin adenine dinucleotide binding. The transcript is spliced from 20 exons. Gene Ontology annotation, cellular component: mitochondrion. The record is from RefSeq and is a predicted model, not a curated record. The coding region runs from base 71 to 2374 and encodes 767 amino acids.
CACUGUCAACACAGCGAAAGUUCAACUAGCGAUGCACCUGGAAAUUAUUAACCCGCUCGUUAACUGAGACAUGGACGAGCAAACAACUCCUGUACGACAGCAACAUAAAUUCAAUGUUGGCAAACUUUUUAGUUACCUGUCCGCCAAGUUACGGGUGUCAAAUAGUGACACACUCACUGUCAGUCAGUACAGCGCUGGUCAGUCAAACCCAACCUUCCUAAUCCAAACACCAACAAACAGCUAUGUUCUCAGGAAGAAACCCCCAGGUGAGCUGCUGCCAGGGGCUCACAAGGUGGACAGGGAGUAUCGGGUGCAGAAGGCCCUGUUCUCUGCUGGCUUCCCUGUACCUCAGCCUCUCUUGCAUUGCACUGAUGCUGAAGUCAUUGGAACAGAGUUCUACCUGAUGGAACAUGUGAAGGGACGUAUAUUCAGGGAUCUUCGUCUCCCUGGAGUGAGUGCAGCAGAGAGAACAGCUCUGUAUGUGGCUGCAGUGGAAGCUUUGGCAAAGCUGCACUCACUGGACCUGGCAUCACUGAACCUUGAAGGGUACGGAAAAGGAUCAGGCUACUGCAAGAGACAAGUGUCUACCUGGACGAAGCAGUAUGCCGCAGCAGCCCACAGAGACAUUCCAGCCAUGAAUGAACUGUCUGAUUGGUUGAUGAAGAAUUUGCCAGCCAAUGAUAACGAGGUCAAGCUUGUGCAUGGAGAUUUCCGAUUGGACAACUUGAUAUUCCAUCCAACAGAGACACGUGUGAUUGCAGUGUUGGACUGGGAGCUGUCUACCACUGGGCAGCCCUUGGCAGACUUGGCCUACUUUCUCAUGCACCACUACUGGCCUACAGACCUAAACAUCGUUAACAAAAUGGGUAGCUUGAAAGGAAUAGAAGGUAUUCCAACUGUGGGUGACCUGAGCUCCAUUUACUGCCGGUGCCGGGGGAUCCCAUCUGCUUUGCCACAGCUGAAUUUUUACCUGGCUCUGUCUGUCUUUAAGAUGGCAGGAAUAGCCCAGGGGAUCUACGCACGCCACCUACUGGGUAAUGCCAGCGCCCCCGAUGCAGCUCAGUUCAGCCAGUGUGUGGAGCCCUUGGCUAAGGUUGCCUUGCAGCUUGCACAGCGGUCUGUCACAGGUCCUGCAGAAAGCGGCCUGUUCCUGCAGACAGCUAAAGGUCAGGCUGUUCUCCAGCAGGUCAAAGACUUCAUGAGACAAUACGUGCUUCCUGCUCAAGAGGAAGUUGCAGAGUACUACUCCAAACACGCUCAGUCUCCACAGAGAUGGCACACCCCCCAAAUGAUAGAAGAUCUAAAGGAGAAAGCCAGGGAGGCAGGGCUGUGGAACCUGUUCCUGCCUGCAGUCAGUGGUCUCAGUCAGUUGGAUUAUGCCUACAUUGCAGAGGAAACUGGACGUUGCCUCUUUGCCCCUGAAGUCUUCAACUGCCAGGCUCCUGACACAGGAAAUAUGGAGGUGCUCCACAUGUAUGGCAGCGAGGAGCAGAAGAGGAAAUGGCUGGAGCCGCUGCUCAGAGGAGAGAUCCGCUCCUGCUUCUGUAUGACAGAGCCUGAUGUGGCCUCCAGUGAUGCGACCAACAUGGAGUGCACUCUUCACAGAGAUGAAGGCAGCUACGUCAUAAACGGCAAGAAAUGGUGGAGCAGUGGUGCUGGCAAUCCCCGGUGCAAAGUGGCCAUUGUGAUGUGCAGGAGUGGUGCUCGGGAUGUGAGCAGCAGGCAUGGCCAACACAGUAUGAUCCUUGUUCCUCUGGACACGCCAGGUGUAAAGCUUGUCAGACCACUCACCGUGUUUGGACAGGAUGAUGCUAUCCACGGAGGCCACUUUGAAGUGCACUUUGAAAACGUGCGCGUCCCUGCCGCCAACAUUAUUCUGGGAGAGGGACGGGGAUUUGAGAUUGCUCAGGGUCGUCUGGGGCCUGGCAGGCUGCACCACUGCAUGAGGGCUGUCGGUCUGGCAGAGUUGGCUCUAGAGCUGCUCUGCCAGCGGGCUGCCUCCAGGCACACAUUUGGAAAGAAACUGUAUCAACAUGAGGUUGUUGCUCACUGGAUAGCAGAGUGCCGUCUCAUGAUCGAACAGACCCGCCUGCUGACUCUACAUGCUGCUCAUGCCCUGGAUACACUGGGCAGCCGGGCAGCUCGCAAACAGAUUGCUAUGAUUAAGGUGGCAGCAGCCAGAAUGGCCUGUCAGGUGGUGGACUGUGCGAUACAAGUAUAUGGAGGCGCAGGUGUGUCUGGAGACAUCCCCCUUGCACAGAUGUAUUCAUACGUGCGGACCCUUCGCAUCGCUGAUGGGCCAGACGAGGUGCACCUCUCCUCCAUUGCUCAUCUGGAGCUGAGGGAUCAACUAAAGGCACAGGCCAAGUUGUAAAGUAAUGGACAUCACAUGGCCACAUUAGCUUUGCCAACUUGUAAUUUGCUGCACUUAAUGGUGAAUGGUGCUAUUUUUAAUUAGCUUUUUGUGGAACUGUAAUGUUGCUAUCAAAAUGCAUUAAAUGUAAAUAACUGAUUUAGAAUUAUUUUACUGCAACCUACUUUGUUUAAAAUCAUUCGAUUUAAAGUUAUCAUUGUCCAUAUUAUGUUUGAUUUAAAAAUGACACUUCGUUUAUUAGGAAUCCUUUUUAAUGUGAACUACAAAAACAGAAAAUGACAGCAUGAAUAUGACUGAAUAUUGUCAUCACACUCGGUACGGGUGUGGUCUAUCACAUGGAUGAAUUCCAUUGGGAGGUGAUGGGGAAUCAGACACACAAGCACGUUAUUUUUUUUUUUCUUUGUACAAUAUAAAACAGCAAUGGCCCCACCUAUCUGAUACACUAGAUGGCAACCCAUGCAACACCCUCCACUCUCAUUGUCUAUACAUUAACAUUUGGGCAGAGAUCUUCAGCUGCCAAAUCAGUCAGUCAACCUUUUAUACAACACGGCGCAGAAAAGGGAAGAAUGGGGAGGGAGGAGAAUAGGCUGGUUUGGAGGAUGAAGGUAAAGACGUGUCAGUGUUUGCUCUUCUUUGAUUUUUUGUGAGACCGGUGAGGUGACCUAGACUUGGAGCGGGACUUCUUUGCUGACUUCUUGGGCGUCCUGGAGCGCGACCUCCUGGAUCGUUUGGGUGUGCGAGGUGACGGAGACCUGGGGGGAUAAAAUAUAAUAUUGAAAAUGGUGAAAUGGCCAAAAGCCUGGUUCUAAUGAUGACAUAAAGAGAAGCCCCGGACAGACAGUCUUACCUCUUGGAGGACUUUUUGUUGCUGGAUCGUGGGGAGUCUUUAUGUGAGGAGCGGGAAGAUGUGUCUUUAGAGUAUGAGCGGUCGGAGCGUUCUGAUCUCUCUGACCGCUCUGAACGGGGUGAAGAUGACCGGCCUCGCCUGCUGCUACUCCGCGUGGGGCUCGGGGACCCACUGUGACGCCGCUUCCUAUCAACCGGAGGGGACAAACAUCUGUCAGAUAGGAAAUUAAACAAACGCCAUGUUUUAUGCCGCACACUGUGAAACACUAGACCUACACCUUUACUAAUGGAUAAACCCCAUGUAACACUGCAACCUGUCAAAUGGUUAUCUCACCUCUCCUUCCUGGUUGGCGUGUCCUCCUUCUCUUUUUCCUUCUUCAGGUCUUUCAACCGUGCCUCAGCUUUCUCCUUCUCUUUUUUCUCCCUCUCUUUCUCCCGUUCAAGUUUCUCCUUUUCUUUUUCCUAAAAUAAAAGACACA